Messenger RNA from Scomber scombrus (Atlantic mackerel), 2391 nucleotides. RefSeq names its product CD276 antigen-like. The transcript has 8 exons. The record is from RefSeq and is a predicted model, not a curated record. Lineage: Eukaryota; Metazoa; Chordata; Actinopteri; Scombriformes; Scombridae. Bases 76 to 1236 code for a protein of 386 amino acids.
UUCACUGAGGGGCAACCACUUAUACAUCAGUGCAAAUCCACUUUGCAGGUCUCAGCUCUCUACAAAGAUCUUAAGAUGACCAUUAACACCACAGUAAACACGGCAACCUGUACGACCCGAGGAGGAUACCCCGAACCUGAGGUGACAUGGACUGGUCAAAAUCAAUCCUGCACUGUGCAGCUGGUUGGUAACAUGUCUCUGCUGAAGGAUCCAACUGAGAAAACCUUCUCUGUCACGAGUACCGUCAGCAUCAAAGACUUAAAGCAUGUAACCUGCUCCGUGUAUAAUCCUCGCUGCGACCAGCGCAUUAACGCCACCGCACCGAUUGAUGGUCCUGAUGAGGACACAUACAUACAUAUAUGGGUACCAUUAGUUGUUAGUGUCAUAGUGAUUGUCACAGGGAUUGCUGUCUCCAUAAAAUAUAAAGAUCAGUUGAAGCAGAGGUGUCCGCAAGCAUGUUGCCGAGGUUACUCACUACCCGAUGCAGCUUCAGCUCAUAGUAACGAGACCAAACAUGAACAUGCAUCUUAUCGUUUCAAUCAGGGGCAAGAAGCUGAAGUGUUCUUAGAAAGCAGAGAAGAGUCUGAUGAACCACAAUCCAUGGAAAGGGAUGAAGAAUGUAAAGACGAGUCAGCACGCCUCAGUGAACCUAAAGUUGACAUAAAUAAAACGAAUAAGACGGCAACCUGUACCACAAAGGGGGGUUACCCUAAACCUGAAAUCACAUGGAUCAUUGAGGACGGAGUGAAUCAAACAGAACGAACACUGGAACCACACCAAGUACAGACGACUAUGACACCUGAAGAAGACGGCACUUACAGCAUCCGCAGCACAAUCAACGUCACAGUCACAAAGUCACAGAAAGUGACCUGCAUAGUUUACAACCCCACUUCAAACAAGACACAAAAACACUAUGCAAAAAUUCCUCCAGUAAACACACUUGGUGUUGGAGCUUUAGUUGGAGUUGGAAUUGGAAUAGUAAUUGCCGUUGUAUUUGCUGUUGGUAUUGGUGUGGCUGGUAUUAUUCUUUGGAGAAGGAGAAGCAGGAGAAGAGGAACAGAAGCAGAAAAUUCUGUGCGAUACCAUGCUGCUCCUACUACUGCAGGUCAAGAUGAUGAUGCUGUUGCUGCAGCUGGUCCAGGUGCUGGUUCGGGUGCUGGUCCUGGUCCAGGUGCUGGUGCUGGUUCGGGUGCUGAUUCAGAACAGCAAACAAACGAAAGUGACAAAGACAAAUAAGACUCAACAGUAUGAAUAGAGCAGGUGUUUUGUACUUUAACCUGUUCAGUACAGUGCAAACAAACUCUGGAACAUUUUCUCCAUUUGUUUCAGCUUGUUUUUGCUCUCAUUGGAAAACAACUGGACCAAGGAGAUCCAAAAAGGUGGUGAUACACCCUUAGUUGUUGAGACAUCUUAACUUAUAGGCAUCAUUUAAUGUAUUCACUUAUUGUGAUCAUGUUGUAAUAUCUUGUUAUCUUUUUGUUAUUACUGUCCAAACGAAGGCCUUUGGAUUCUUUUAGUGGUAUUUUAGCGCCUCCUAGUGGUGGUUUUGUUGAAACAAGUAAUUUCCAUGUGAUGUGAUGAAGCAGCCAUUUUCUCCUCAAUUAGAGAUGAGAAGCAGAGAUGUAUCUUAUCUGCUGCCAUCCUUUUGAUUAAGCUUGUGAAAGCAUCAUCUGAAAGUUUGUGUGUUACUUAACUUCAUAUUCUCAUCGUAUUUGGUGCUAUUUGUGAGAGGGAUGUUUUUAAAAACUUUAUAAGCUGUGUGCUCUAACUGCUGAAGUGGAACCUGUGCUUACACUCGUGCCGGCUGUUUCAAGUUUUGUUGUAUGUAAAGUGUAAAGUGAAUAAGUUAUUUAAUGUUAUCUACAUUUCUAGGUUUAUUUAAAAUGUACAUGGUAUGUAGCAGCUAAGCUACCUCGUCUCUCAUCUAAAGAAACGACUGAAAUGCUCAUUUAGUUUGUUUUUCUACUGUUACAUACUUGAAUCAUCGACAAACAGCAUCAGUUUUUGUAAUGUAUUGAGGUCAUUUUUGUUUCACUCAAUAUUAUGAUGGUUAUUGUGAUAUAUUAAGAAUCUAUUAUUUUAUUUCAUUUUCAUAGUUUUUAUAUCUCGUGUGACAUUAUUUUUACCGUUUACUGUCUUAUUCUUGGCUGGACAGUCAUCUAUUAAGUACUUUGAAUUGAACACUGUAAGAAGGGUACUAAUCAAAUAAGGUUUGACUGAUUUAUUAAAACCAUGUAAACCUGCUGGUGGGGCGUCAUGCAGGCAAUUUUGAGAGAGGUCACAGUUUCAUGAUAUACCUUUAAUUAUCUGCUUUAGUUUCUUUGUGAAUGAUAUAUAUUAGCAAUACUGAAUAAGAAAAUAUUAACAGAAAGGCUUUGAACUCAGGGUUAA